GUUCUUUUUAAUUAUGUUAGGUAAUUAUUCAUGAUUCUGAAUAUCGUAUUUCGCUCCAUGUACACUGACUUCACAGUCUUCACCCAUUUUGAACUAGCCAUAGGUUUUGCAGCUUGCUCAAAUCGCGGAAGGUGAUCUACAUGAAACAGUUACAUUUGAAACAGGACGAUGUCGAGUGAGUUUUUCCCGCUUGCUGAAGUAAACGAUGCGUCACACGACCUUCCAGCCCCAGAGGAACCACCACUAGACGAUCGAUUGCUAGCGCAUUGGGCGCUAGACGGCCUUGAAGAUGACGUCACAAUUAGCGACGACAGUGAUAUAACGUUUAUAAGGGCUCAGGAUGGUCGCCAAGCGUUGAUGUAUUCUGGAACGCGGGACGCCUCGUCGAGCGAAUCAGCAUUCUCUGCUAGGAUUCCCGCGUUUAAUGUAGAUAGCACCAGUUUCACGGUUUGCCUAUGGUUUUGGCUGAGUGACAACUGUGACGUUCUCUUAUUGGCUGAUGCUGCGACCCCACGGCAGUUCUCGAUCAAAUGCCUCCAGGAGAGUCUCCACUUUGUACUCAAAGGAGAGACUGGGAACGACGUGCUGAGCAUCAAGGGAAGCAAAAUCCCAACGGGAAAGUGGUGCCACAUUGCGUUUGUUUGGGAUUGUGAUUUGAAGCAAGGUGAGCUCUUUGUUGAUGGGCACUCUGUUGCUAUGGGAACGUCGCAGUACCCGGAGAGUUGUCUGGCUCAAGUAUGUGCACAGCGAUUUGUCCUGGCUUACUUGCAGGAGUUGCAUGAAAUAUUGUAUAAUGGUACCCUGAAUAUCAGGUUUGGAAUGAGAGAGUUGCUGGUGUUUGGAUGUGCGCUAACAAGAGAACAAAUAUCAGGAGCUAUGUUAGCAAGAAAAGUGAACCUUCCAAGAUAUCUCCCGGAAUCAAAAUUUCAGCUUGUAAAUGAGGCGGACCUAGUUGAAAGAUUCAGUGAUCUGCACGAAUAUGCUGAGAUAUCAUUGGACUUCAACCUCGGCUUAAACCACUUUACAGUAGUCUUUGAGUGCAUUCAGCCUAGAAGACUAUUACGCCCGGUGAACCUGCUGUCACAGAGCUCCGCUGACCAUGAUUUGAGGGUGACCUGGGAAACCAAUGGCUUGAUUAGCGUUCGACUGCACGUGACCAAGAAUGAUUUUCAAGUGACCUACACCUCGAAAACGCCUAUUGCGGAUGAAACGACGCCGGUAGGUUUCACUUGGGACUCACACACUCGCAAGGGUGUAUUUUACAUCAAUGGCGAAGAUGAGUCGGCGAUACCCUGCACAGACAAGUGGGCCGACUCCCUAGACGACAGAUGCCGUGAACUGUACGAGGAGCGGCAAGCCCGUGUCCAGCUGGUUGAAAGAUACAUCGAGAAACAUAUGUUUAGUGCUGACGACAUUUGUGUAACUGAGCUGCGAAUCGCCAAAGGAGUUUUACCUCCUAUCUUCUUUGAAAGAGAAUAUUUGCAAAGAAAGAUUAAUGAUGCAUACAGCCCGGAAGAAGCAGAAAAGAACAUUACUCCUUACAGCCUUUGUUCAUACGAGAAUCCCAUGAUAAUGGCAUUCAGGCUACAAUCCGUGUUGCGCAAAAGAGGCCGGGACGACCUUACAUGGGCACAGCAGCGUUUUGAUGACUUGGCGGAUUCCGUGGAGCAGUUUGCAGUGGAUUUUAUCGGGCAGACUGAAGGAGAGGGUUCAAUGGAGUUCGUGGACGAAACCAUCCAACAAGCACUACUCUAUGAACAGAAAAAGUUUCUAGCCCAGCCCAAUAUCCAUCGCCUGGUUGAGAGACAAUGGAGUGGAGCUUUGUUUGGCGAUGCGAAAAAAUUUAAUUUGCUUAUGUUUCUGUUAAUUGUCCUGGAGUCGCUUUUCUAUCCAUUCUUAUUACCACUUUACUGCUGUACUUGUUCAGAUUCUUACUUUACGUUCAUGCUCAAUCCAGUGGUACGUUUUACGAAGGACUUACUGAGUCAACUCGCUUUCAUCGGGCUUCACAUGGCGGUCUGCCUGUCCCCUUCUAGUGUCCAGCCCAUCCCGGUCGAGUACGUCAUUCUUGUUUUUUUUCUCGGUCGCAUAUUGGCUGAGGUACAACAGUACCAGCGGUCACGAUCUAAAAUAUACUUCCGCGACAUGUGGAACUACCUGGAUAUGGCAAUCAUCUUAUGCUACAUAACCAUAGUGAUUGUCCGGAUUGUGACCAUGGCCAAGUCCGGUCCAGUACAGGGUAAUAAUCUGCUGGCUGGUGUCAUGUAUCUGUACGGCAUCAACACGCUGUUCUUGAUCUUACGAUUGUCCAGCGUACUGGAGCUCAACCGAACGACAGGUCCCCUCCAAUUGGCACUGAUGCGGAUGCUCGUCGAUUUGUGGGUCAUUAUCGUCCAGUUUGUUGUUGUUAUUCUCGCAUUUUCUUUCGCCAUCACUAAGAUCUACUUUGCACAGCGGGAUCUGGCUUUAGGUCAUGCGCAAGCUAAUGUGACUUACUCCGGCUUCUGUCCCUUUGAUGGAGGAAACUGCUUAGAAAAGACGGCAGAAAGCCUUGUUUGGUCACUGUUCGGUCUGACAGACCUUGACUCGAUAGCAACGAAUGAUAAGUCAGCCAGCAGCCUAGUGUACUAUCUAUACGCGAUCUUUCUUGUCAUCUGCGUCAUCAUGUUGCUCAACACACUGGUCGCCUUGCUCAAUAGUACGUACGAGGACAUCAAGUCGAACUCAGACACCGAGUGGAAGUUCGUUCGUGCUUUGUACACCGACCAGUAUAACCGUUGUCACCCAUUCCCGCCACCCAUCAACCUCGUUACGGUGCCCCUCGCGUGGUUACUUGAGAAACUCAGAAAUGCUGAUUGUGUCAAGAGGAUGGCUGAAGACUCCAAAUAUGGGAUUAUUCGCCAUUAUGCCAAAAAUAUACUCAACGCCGGUCAACCGCCUGAUCACGUUCACGGUGAAGUGUUCUUGAGGUUCGUUGGAAUAUCUUCCUACACUAGGUGGUCACUCAGCCUGUGUUAUUGGGAAAACACCAAGAAACGUUACUUGGAAAAGUUCGGAGAACAUUUUCCCGGCCAAGACGAUGCCAACAUCGCCAAAGUGUACGAAGAGCUGGUAAACACUAGAGACAGAGUAACACGCUUACUCGCCACGAGCCUUUCAGAACCGACCAGUCCACCUGAGACAUGGCGUACAAGCAGAGGGAUGCUGGUGAGAAACUCACUGCUCAUGCGCACUGCAAACGAAGGCCAUAUGGACGCACAUGUUAAUGGAUGUCCAAGCUACGGCCAGGGGAUCCCUGCUGAAAAUGCUAUUGCACAUAACAUGACCCCCCUGACCGAGAAAAAUCCAAGUUUUGAGGUAUACAUAAAACACGUAGACGAUGUCAUCGAGAUGUUUGUGGGCGUCGUUCCCGAGGGUUACCCGCUGUGCGAGCCACCUGGGCUGAUCGCGGGCUCUGUUGCCUAUCUCGCUAAGGAUUCUGGGAUCGUUAUGACCGGGGCUUCGUUUGAUAAGGUGGAUGGAGUGGAGCAGAAAUGCAAAAGAGUUCAAUUUCAGUGCGAUGACAUCAUCCGAUGUACAUUGGAUUUCGGAAGUCAAUCAAACUACAGUGUACCAAUCAGCUUUGAAGUCAACCGUAAGCGCUUGUGGAGUGGUGUCGUGCACUUUCAACACAGGGUUCCCGUGUCGCUGUAUCCUUGUAUUGCCAUAGGAAGUCCCGGAUUAACUGUUGUUUAUCAAGGCAGCCAGUGCUUGGGAAGCUACAAUCAAACACCGCCAACAAAAGACAAUGAGUCCGCCAACGUAGCCUUCGAGCCUUCUGGCGAUGCCACAGGUAUCCCGGCGUUGAGGCAGCAAAUAGAUGUUAGGCAUGGGGAGCUGCAGAGCCGCUUGGAUAGACUUGAGCGUAGCAUGGAGGCACUGUUGGGUCACGUGACUCAAAUAGCAAAAGGGAGAAGGGAGGAGGCUGAGCCUGCUGAUAAAUAAUGCUUGAUCAGCGGUGUAAUGCUCGACCAUUCACAGAUAAUUUUUUGUCGGCCACACCUUUGUUCUUCUUAUCUUAAAAAUGGAAGACAAUUAAUUGGAAUAUUCGAAAAAAUCAUCUAAAACAAAGUCAUAGAUUAGAUGCUUUCUCAUUCUCGUUCCUGAUUUCCUCUGUCAUUAUGACUCGCUCUAUAAGAGAUAGAGAUAAGAUGUUCCUCUUUUCCCAAUAGGGGACUUGCGCUAAGGUAUCACGUGAGUUUGGGUGUCAAACUAGCGCCCGCUCAGCCUUUUAGCGGCAAAAUAACAGCAAAAAUCAGUAACUUAUUAACCGUUAAGAAAAUAAACCAGAAUUCUUUUUUCCAGAAUGGGUUUAAUUUCAUUAAAGAUUUUAUUUCUUCGUCGUUCCCUGGUGUGACGGGAGCAGUAAUUUCUUUGUUUUUGUUAGAUAAUUUUGUUUUUAAUUUGCCACCCAAAAGGUCACGUGAUAUCUUAGCGCAAGUACCCUAUUAAUCUUUUCCUAAAAUGAAAAGUUGGUGGUGUCCCCUUGUGUGUUGGACACGACUGAGUGCAAUCCAAACAUUUGAAAGGUCAAUCAACAUAUUUCUGAAAGCACUUGAUAGACAGAGGUCCAAACGAUUAGCUAGCUGGCUAAAAACUGUAGUCAUUUCAACAAAUCUACGAAGUUAGAUAGUAAAUAGUUAAUAUGGUGUCUCUGUUUUUUCACCUGGUAAAUUUGGAUUAAUCAUUUAUGCACUUAUAUACAUAAUUAUAAAGUA
Nematostella vectensis (starlet sea anemone) is the source of this 4757-nucleotide messenger RNA. RefSeq lists its product as uncharacterized. Gene Ontology annotation, molecular function: store-operated calcium channel activity; inositol 1,4,5 trisphosphate binding. Lineage: Eukaryota; Metazoa; Cnidaria; Anthozoa; Actiniaria; Edwardsiidae. The transcript is spliced from 25 exons. Gene Ontology annotation, cellular component: cation channel complex; membrane. Gene Ontology annotation, biological process: regulation of cytosolic calcium ion concentration; calcium ion transmembrane transport; manganese ion transport. The record is from RefSeq and is a predicted model, not a curated record. Bases 169 to 3984 code for a protein of 1271 amino acids.